Molecule: messenger RNA, 5021 nt
Organism: Caenorhabditis angaria
Lineage: Eukaryota; Metazoa; Nematoda; Chromadorea; Rhabditida; Rhabditidae
Source: the annotation of a GenBank genome assembly
AUGGAAACUUUGUGCGGAAUUUUGCGCGUCACAAUUGGCACCCUGUAUUUUUCCCUAUGGAAUUCGAUCAAAAAUCUGCUGCCCAACGGGAUUUUGCCACGAAAAUCGGUGCACGGCCAGCGAGUUUUGAUAACUGGCGCCGGAAGUGGAAUCGGACGAAAAAUGGCGGUGGAGUUUGCGAAACUUGGAGCUGAGGUGGUUUUGUGGGAUGUGAAUGAGGCUGGAAAUUUGGAGACGCUGAAAACGGUGGAAGAUGUGGGAGGAAAGGUGGGUGGGCCUAAAAAAGCCUGAAAAAGGGGCUUCUUUUUGAGCCUAAAUAAGCCUAGGUUUAGGCCUGAGAAUAAGGCCCUUUUUGGGCUUAGAAAGCCUGAGAAGGACCUCUUUUUGAGCUCAGAUAAGCCUAGGUUUUAGACAGGGCUGGUCGGAAUUGAGCUUUCGGAAUUUCGGAAGACCCAUUUUCACUUCCGAUUUUAUUCUCGGAAUUUCGGCAUUCCGACUUUUUAUUCCGAAUAAUUUUUCGAUAGUUCGGAAUUCCGAUUUUUUCUUCCGACUUUUUUUUCGGAAUUUCGGAAGAAAUUCGGAAGUUCUAAUACGCAAGAAAAAAGUGAAAAACGACAUUUUUCGAUGAGUUAUCAGAACAAUAAUAGUAAAAAUAGUUGCGAAAAAGUAAAUCUUGUUCUUAGGUCAUCAAAGACAACAAAAUUUUGACUAUUAUCGAUUAUUAAGAAAUUUUUCACCGUCAUUUCAGUCUUAAAAUAAAGUUUUCUUUAUAAAAACAUAGAUUCCGAAAUUCCGAGAUUUUUCGAAAGUGAUUUCGACAAAAAAGUCGGAAUGAAAAAAAGUCGGAACGAGAGUCGGAAUUUGAGCGAUUCCGAGUUUUUCUUUCGGAAGUGCUUCCGACCAAACUACACUUCCGAAAAAACGUCGAUUUUCGGAAUUUCGGAAUUCCGAUAUUCCGAUUCCGACCAGCCCUGGUUUUAGACCUGAAAACUAGGCCUGAAAAGAGGGUUUUUUGAGCCCAAACAAGCCUAAACUUUAGGUCUGAAUAUAAGGUGUUUUUGAGGCCUGAAAAGGCCUAGUUUUUAGGCCUAAAUAAGCCUAGGUUUUAGGCCUACGUAUAAGGCUUUUUAGAGCCUAAAUAUGCCUAGGUUUCAGGCCUAAAAUCAGAAUUUUUCCAGGCCUAAAACUCUCUGGAAAAAGGCCCCAAGUUAGCUCAAAAGACCCUGGUUUUUAGGCCUGAAAACUAGGCCUUUUUUGAGCCUAAAUAAGCCUAGCUCUAGGCCUGAAAAUCCCGAAUUUUUUCAGGCCUACGCCUACACCGUAGAUCUCUCAAGCUUCCAAAAAAUCAACGAAACUUCGAAAAAAGUUCGCGAAGAAGUUGGAGACAUUGAUAUUUUGAUCAAUAAUGCUGGAAUUGUUACAGGUAACAUUUUUGAGCUGAAAUUAUUUUCAGAUUUGUUUGCAGGCAAAAAAAUCUUCGAUUGUCCCGAUGAGUUGAUGGAAAAAACGAUGGCUGUGAAUUGUAAUGCGAAUUUUUAUGUGAGUGGGGGCCUGGAAAGCCUAAUAGACUUUUGGACCUGAAAAUUCAGAUUUUUGGAUAAUUUUGAGCCAAAAAUCAUGAUUUUCGGACAUUUUUGAGCCAAAAAUCAUGAUUUUUGGUCAAUUUUAACCCCAAAAAUCCAAAUUUUCAAAAAAAAAAUCACUGCAUGCACCAGGAAUCGAUCCCCUGACCUUGUGAGCCGAAAUUUUCCGAAAAUCAUGAUUUUUCGAUGAUUUUGAGCCAAAAUUUCAAAAAAAAAAUUCCCGCAGGCACCAGGAAUCGAUCCCCUGACCUUCUGAGCCGGAAUUUUAGGAAAAUCAUGAUUUUUGGACAAUUUUGACCCCAAAAAUUCGAAAUUUCAAAAAAAAACCGAAAAAAAUUCCCGCAGGCACCAGGAAUCGAUCCCCCGACCUUCUGAGCCGAAAUUUUCCAAAAAUCAUGAUUUUCGUACAAUUUUGGCACGAAAAAUUCAAAUUUUCAAAAAAACCCGAAAAAAAUUGUCCGCGGGCACCAGGAAUCGAUCCCCUGACCUUCCGAGCCAAAAUUUUCAAAAAAUCAUGAUCUUUGAAUGAUUUUGAGCUGAAAAUUCAAAAUUUUCAACAAAAAAAUGGAAAAAAAAAUUCCCGCAGGCACCAGAAAUCGAUCCCCUGACCCUUUGAGCCGAAAUUUUCCGAAAAUCAUGAUUUUUGGAUGAUUUUGACCCCAAAAAUUCAAUUUUUGGAAAAAAAAGUUGGAAAAAAAAAGCCCAGAAACUUGUCCACGGCCCCUGAAGCCUAGAAAAAACGCAUUUUCAGACGGCCAAAAAUUUUCUGCCAGCAAUGUUGGACAAAAAUCACGGACACGUGGUGACGAUCGCUUCGAUGGCUGGAAAAACUGGUUGUGUUGGAUUGGUAGGCCCAUUUUUUGGCCCGAAACGUGGAUUUUGGCCCGAAAAUUUUUGAGCCACGUGGCACAUUUUGGCGCCAAAAAUUGCCACGUUUUCGCGCCAAAAUCCAAAAAAAAAUCAAAUUUCAGGUCGAUUAUUGUGCCUCAAAACACGGUGCAAUCGGAUUCCACGACUCGUUGACCAUGGAAAUUUUAUCGCAGAAAAAGUUCAAUGUGAAGACCACUGUGGUUUGCCCGUUUUUCAUCAAUACAGGGAUGUUUGAUGGAGUUCAGACGAAGUUAGUGGAACUCGGGUAGAGAUUUGGAGCAUUUUGAGCUAAAAAUCAGGAUUUUUGGAGCAUUUUGAGCCAAAAAUCAGGAUUUUUGGACAAUUUUGAGCCAAAAAUCAGGAUUUUUGGGCAUUUUUGACCCCAAAAAAUUGAAAAAAAAAUUUCCGCGGGCACCUGGACUCGAUCCCCUGACCUUCUGACCCAAUUUUUUUCCAGAAGCCCUCUUCUUUUCCCGAUUCUGGAGCCCGACUAUGUUGUGGAAUGUAUUCUGGAGGCGAUUUUGACGAAUCGACCAAUGUUGUGUAUGCCUAGAGCAUGUUAUACGAUUUUGGCGCUGAUUGGGUGAGUUUUUUUGAAAAUUUGAAUUUCCCGCCUGAUUUUCCAAGGCGCGAAAUUCAAAAAUUCAAAUUUCCCGCUCAAUUUUUCAAGGCGCGAAAUUCAAAAAUUCAAAUUUCCCGCUCAAUUUUUCAAGGCGCGAAAUUCAAAAAUUCAAAAUUCCCGCUCAAUUUUUGGCCCCGCGAAAUUCAAAAAUUCAAAUUUCCCGCCUAAUUUUCCAAGGCGCGAAGUUCAAAAUUUCAAAUUUUCCGCUUGAUUUUUAGACCCGCGAAAUUCAAAAAUUCAAAUUUCCCGCUCAAUUUUUAGACCCGCGAAAUUCAAAAUUUCAAAUUUCCCGCUCAAUUUUCACAGGCGCGAAAUUCAAAAAAUUCAAAUUUCCCUCGCAAUUUUUGGACCCGCGAAAUUCAAAAAUUCAAAUAUCCCGCUCAAUUUUCGAAGGCGCGAAAUUCAAAAAUUCAAAUUUCCCACCUGAUUUUUGGCCCCGCGAAAUUCAAAAAUUCAAAUUUCCCGCUCAAUUUUCCAAGGCGCGAAAUUCAAAAAAUUCAAAUUUCCCGCCUAAUUUUUGGACCCGCGAAAUUCAAAACUUCAAAUUUCCCGCCUAAUUUUCCAAGGCGCGAAAUUCAAAAAUUCAAAUUUCCCGCCUAAUUUUCGAAGGCGCGAAAUUCAAAAAUUCAAAUUUCCCGCCUGAUUUUUUGACCCGCGAAAUUCAAAAAUUCAAAUUUCCCGCCUGAUUUUUUGACCCGCGAAAUUCAAAAAUUCAAAUUUCCCGCUCAAUUUUCCAAGGCGCGAAAUUAAAAAAUUCAAAUUUUCCACCUGAUUUUUGGACCCGCGAAAUUCAAAAAUUCAAAAAUUUUCAGCCUUCUUCCAAUCGAAGUCCAAAUUUUGCUCGCCGACUUUUUCGGCUCCAACGAAACAAUGAACGAAUUUAAAGGGAGGCAAAAGAAAGUACUGUAGGAGCAGACUAGACUCUAGUUUUGCUUUAAAAUGGCAUAAUAUCAAUUCUUGUAGACUACACUCUAGUCUUGUAAAAUUUCUGAAAUUCUUGUAUUUAUUCUCACUAACAAACUACAAUGUAGUCUAAUUGAAAUUCUCAAUCUGAAACUAGACUCUAGUUUGAUUUGAACCAGACUACACUCUAGUCUGAUCAGAUCACUUUUCCCCAUUUUUUGCUGCUGAUAAGAUAAUAAAUUGAUUUUUCAACAUUUUCGCCCAAAAUUUUCGAGCUAACCCCGAAAAAAUGCCAUUUUUUCUCGUCGAGACCAUUUCUACAGUACUCCAGAUACUGUAUUUUUACGCCGAGGUACUGUACAAAUACGUGGUGCCCGCAUGUUUGAGAAACAAGAAAUCGUUGAAAGGUGAGUGGAUUUUUUUGACUCAGAAGGUCAGGGGAUCGAUUCCUGGUGCCCGCGGGAUUUUUUUUUUGAAAAUUUGGAUUUUUGGGGUCAAAAUUGUCCAAAAAUCAUGAUUUUUGGAAAAUUUCGAAGCAGAAGGUCAGGGGAUCGAUUCCUGGUGCCCGCAGGAUUUUUUUUUUGAAAAUUUGAAUUUUCCGCCUCAAAAUUGUCCAAAAAUCAUGUUUUUUGGCUCAAAAUGCUCCAAAUUCAUCGAAUUUUGGCUCAAAAUGCUCCAAAUUAAUUUUUGCAGGCAAAAAAGUGCUGAUAACCGGCUCGGGAAGUGGAAUCGGUCGACAAAUGGCUCUGGAAUUCGCCAAACACCACACCCACCUCAUUUUAUGGGACAAAAACCAGGAGGACAAUGAAAAAACGCGAAAUUUAGUGGAAAAUUUGGGAUUUGACGUGAAAAUUCACGUUUUCCGCGUGGAUUUGAUGAGUUUUGAGGAAAUUGAUCGAAUUUCUGAGGAAACGAAGCGGGAAGCGGGAAAAAUCGAUAUUUUGGUGAAUAAUGCUGGUGUGGCGUCGGCAAAAGGCAUUUUUGAAUUGGAGGAAACCGCGUUGAAUUUGAGCCUGGGUGUUAAUGUUAAAUCGCAUUUUUAG